UUAUGAACAGUGAAACAAACCAAGACUCGCUGGGCCAGUUGCCGGGACCAAUUUCGGCGAGAGGUCUCCAGCAAGGGGCGUAGUGGAGAGGGUCCCUCCCGGAAGAGGCCAUACAUAUAUACUGCCCAGUUGCAGUUUCUCAGACCCGUAAUGGACUUGAGGCCUACUGUGGACAGUCUGGAACCCUCUGGGGAGUCGUCUUCUGAUGGAAGUGAAACCCCAGCUGCUUUUUCCCCUGCAAUUAGUCCGGAACCGACGCCAGCAGAGGAGCCGGAGGAGUCGUCACAGGGCCAGCACCAACAACAGCCCAGUCCAGCCCGUGUCAGGCAGCCGCACCGAAGACGCCCCCGCCAAGUCCCUCCCUCCACCUCUGUGCCAGAGAGUCGGGAGGUUAUUGACGCACGCGUCAUUGAUUUUCUGGCACAGAGGCGGAGUGACGGAGUGGAGGAGAAGAUGCUUCGCGGAUUGGCGCCCCUUCUGAAAAAAGUGCCGGAACCUGACCACAAUGCAUGCGUGGCUUCUAUUGCGGUGGUCAUGAAAAUGUUCGCCAUCCCAAAUCAUGGGGACAUCCUGGGCCGUUUGAACAACUGGAUGGUGGAUCUUGAAAAUGAGGGGCAACCCCAAGUGGCCGGCCAAUUUGGACAGGAAAGGCAACCAACUCAGGCGCCUUCUUUUGCCCCACACCCCCAGUACGGGCCACCCCAUGGCCAUUUGCAAGGGGCAUCACAGGCCAUUUUCCAGGGCAGUUUGCCCACUGUCCCACAACAGCAGGCUCAAGGAAGGCCACGGUCCUCCUUUCCGGCAGGGUCUUUCACCCAGGACCUCUUUGAGUUAUGA
Messenger RNA from Bufo gargarizans (Asiatic toad), 837 nucleotides. RefSeq names its product stress response protein nst1-like. The coding region runs from base 151 to 837 and encodes 228 amino acids. The record is from RefSeq and is a predicted model, not a curated record. NCBI's taxonomy places the organism in Eukaryota, Metazoa, Chordata, Amphibia, Anura, Bufonidae. The transcript is spliced from 2 exons.